Messenger RNA from Lycium ferocissimum, 681 nucleotides. RefSeq lists its product as uncharacterized. Lineage: Eukaryota; Viridiplantae; Streptophyta; Magnoliopsida; Solanales; Solanaceae. The record is from RefSeq and is a predicted model, not a curated record. The coding region runs from base 1 to 681 and encodes 226 amino acids. The transcript has 2 exons.
AUGAAAAAGAUGAGAGAUGCUAUCUGUUUGUUGACUCAGACACUUGCUACCCAGGCUGGGCGACAGGAUAGCGGUCAUGAGUAUCCAAAUAGGGCUGCUAGUACCAGGGCCCGAGAUUUUCUUACAUUAGAUCCCCCAGAGUUUAAGGGCACGGACCCUAAUGCUGAUCCUCAGGAGUUCAUAGAUAAAAUGGAAGAUAGAGUUCACCGAUACGUGAUGGGAUUACGCCCGGGGUUGCGGGAGGCUUGUAUGGCGGUAGCGAUGCCCGGUAUGGAUAUAGCUCGUAUUCAGGCUUAUGCUCAGGGGUCAGAGGAUCGUAGGAGCCAGCGAGAGGCUAUCUCGGAGCAGAGUAGUAGUCAGCCCAAGAGGGCUAGGUCAGAGGGUCAGUAUAGAGGUUCCACUAGCCAGAGCAGACCCCAGUAUAGUGCACCUCUGCAGUUUCGAGGAUCUCGGCGGGGUAGGGAGACUUCUCUUGGUCAGAGACAGAAUUCUUAUGCAUCAGGUUCUCAGCAGCAAGUGGGGUCAGGGCAGGAGGUGAUGCCCCCUUCUCGAUGUGCGACUUGUGGGAAACGUCAUGUAGGACGAUGUCGUCAGGGUGCAUGCUAUACUUGUGGUGAUCCGAGCACUAUGCUAGAGAUUGCCCACAAAGAGUGGGUUGUAUUGUUCCUGAGAAUUCGGUAG